UCAUGUUUAUGCGUAGUCUGAAGGGCUAAAGCUCUGUUUCAGAAGGCGCAUUCCUCUAACUGCCUGCCCAUGUGCGCGAGUGUGCGUGUGUAAAGACCUGAAUAAGCUGCGACCACCUCCCCCCUUUCUCCCAGAUGUGAACAGAGGGAGAGAGAGAGAGAGAGAGAGACAGAAAAAAGGAGAGAAGGAGAGUAUUUUUCUUACUCUUAUCACCUCAACUCAGUCUGCACAUCUCUGUUUUGCGGGGGCUUAUUCUUCAUGGACACCUGCCAUGUCAUGUUAGAAUCUCCUUGUUAGCGUAUAGAGGAAGAGAGAGUCUUGCCUGAAACUGUCCCACACUUCUCAGCUUCGUCCAGUCAUGGGAAAAGGCUUUUACAUCAGCAAGAACCAAGCCAUAGCAGCAGCGUUGCUAGCUGCUGUAGCUGCAGUCACCAUUAUAGCAUUAUCUAUAGUUUACUCCAAAGAAAAGGCCAAAAGGGCACUUCCACUUAAUGAUGAGAAGGCAUCGCAUGUGACACCCACUGCACCACCAUCAAAUGAACCUUGGGACAAAUACAGACUUCCUGACACCUUAAAGCCACAAUCUUACAAUAUAACUCUGUGGCCUAGGCUAACUGAGGACGCCCAGGGCAUGUAUAUUUUCACAGGCAGUUCUGAAGUAGUUUUCACAUGUGAGAAAGAGACGGAUUUAAUCAUAAUUCACUGCCACAAGCUCAACUUGACUCUUUUCGAUGGACGCCAUGCAAAGCUAAAAGACCUGCAUGGCGCAGCAGCGCCAGCCAUAAAGAAAACUUGGUUCCAAGUGGAAACACAAUACUUGGUGGUUCAGCUGAAAGGGAGGCUAAAGCCAGGAAGAGCCUACCGUCUUUAUACAGAGUUCAAAGGAGAGCUGGCGGAUGACCUGGAGGGAUUCUACAGAAGCGAAUAUACAGAGGAUGGCGUAAAAAAGGUUGUUGCCAUCACUCAAAUGCAAGCCACUUAUGCCAGAAAAGCAUUUCCAUGCUUUGACGAACCAGCUAUGAAGGCCAUAUUUCACAUCACUCUCAUUCAUGAGCCAGGAACUAUUGCCCUCUCUAACAGUAGAGAGAUAGGUACAGAAAACCUUCAAAUUGAUGGAAUCAAGGUUAUUAGGACUAGAUUUGAACCCACAAAGAAGAUGUCUACGUAUCUUGUUGCAUUCAUUGUCUGUGACUUCACUUACAUCACCAAACAAAAAGACAACAAGGAUCUCAUGGUUCGUAUAUGGGCACGACAAAAAGCCAUUAAAGGAGGGCAAGGUGACUAUGCCCUCAGCAUCACCCAGCCGAUCCUGGAGUUCUUUGAAAAGUAUUACAACACUGCCUAUCCACUCUCCAAGUCAGACCAGAUUGCACUGCCUGACUUCAAUGCUGGAGCCAUGGAAAACUGGGGUCUCGUGACAUACAGGGAGACAGCUUUGCUAUACGACCCCCAAACCUCUGCAAAUGGCAAUAAACAGAGAAUUGUGACCGUGGUUUCUCAUGAGCUUGCUCAUAUGUGGUUUGGAAACCUGGUGACUCUGAAGUGGUGGAAUGAUCUCUGGUUGAACGAAGGAUUCGCCUCAUACGUGGAGUACCUGGGUGCAGACCAUGCAGAACCAACUUGGAACAUCAAAGACCAGAUCAUACUGUAUGAUAUUUAUCGUGCGUUUGCUGUAGAUAGCCUUGUCUCCUCUCAUCCACUAUCUUGCAAAGAGGAGGAGGUCAACAAGCCAGCGGAAAUCAGUCAAAUGUUCAACACCAUAUCUUACAGCAAGGGGGCUGCAGUGCUCAGGAUGCUCUCUGAAUUCCUGACUGAGCCAGUCUUUGCCAAGGGUCUUAAUACGUACCUGAAUCAGUUUGCUUUUGGGAACUCUGUGUAUUCAGACCUUUGGGAUCAUCUUCAGAAGGCAGUAGAUAAAACCCCACAGCUGAAGCUGCCACACAGCGUGCACGAUAUCAUGAAUCGUUGGAUUCUUCAGAUGGGCUUCCCAAUGGUCACCAUUGACACCCGGACAGGAAACGUGAGCCAGAAGCACUUCCUGCUGGAGCCAAACUCUGUGGUGGAAAAACCAUCUGAAUUCAAUUAUGAAUGGUUCAUACCAAUCAAAUGGAUGAAGAAACGUGGAGAACAAGAUCAACUCUGGCUUCUUCAGAAAUCAGCUGUCCACAAACCUAUGAAAGUCAGCAGAGGAGAAUGGGUUUUGGCCAAUGUAAAUGUUUCUGGAUACUACAGAGUCAACUAUGACCUUGAGAACUGGGAGCGGCUCCUCAGUCAACUGAAUUCCAACCACCAGAUAAUACCAGUGAUCAAUAGAGCACAAAUACUGGAUGAUGCCUUUAACCUAGCUAGGGCAUCCAUCAUUAACAUAACUCUUGCUCUGAGCACAACCAAAUAUCUCUCCCUGGAGAGAGAGUACAUUCCAUGGGAAGCAGCCCUCAGAAGUCUAAACUCAUUAUUCCUUGUGUUUGAUCGCAGUGACGUUUAUGGAGCAAUGCAGGCCUACCUCAGACAACAGGUUAAGCCUUUGUUUGAUCAUUUUACGAGUAUCACUGAAAACUGGACCACUGUGCCUCCAGACCACAACGAUCAAUUCACACAAAUCAUUGCGCUGUCACUAGCAUGCAAAACUGGUGUACAGGGAUGCCGUGAUCUCACCAAAGCCUGGUUUAGACAGUGGAUGCAGGAUCCUGAUGAUAACAAGAUUCAUCCCAACCUGAGGUCCACAGUGUACUGCUAUGCCAUAGCUGCAGGAGGAGUAGAGGAAUGGGACUUUGGCUGGCGGAUGUUUAAGAAGGCCACAGUAGCAGCUGAGGCAGUCAAACUGCGGUCAGCACUGGCCUGCACCAGAGAGCCCUGGUUACUUAACAGGUACCUUGACUACACUUUGGAUCCUGAAAAGAUUCGCAAGCAAGAUGCAACUUCCACGAUAGGAUCUAUUGCCAGCAACAUCGUUGGCCAACCUCUAGCAUGGAACUUUGUCAGAGCAAGAUGGGAAUACCUGUUCAAAACGUAUGGAACUGGAUCAUUUUCAUUCUCCAACUUAAUAAACGACAUUACGGCCAGAUUCUGCACCUCUUUUGAACUCAGUGAGUUAAAACAGUUCCAAAAGGACAACGCUGAUGUUGGGUUUGGCUCUGGGACGCAGGCUCUGAAGCAGGCUAUUGAGAAGACGACGGCCAAAAUGAAAUGGCUGGAGGACAAUAAGCAGCAGGUUCUGCAGUGGUUCAUCUCACAGUCAGCAUGAAUAGUACAGCACAUCUGAAGCUACACCGGAAAAAAAAUAAUGCAUUGAAUUCACUUGAUUCAAUGCGUCCAUUGUUUUUACAUGAAUAAAAUAGCUACAGUACUGUGCAAAAAGAGACCACUCUUACCAAUAAUUUCCAGUCUAAAUGUCCAUUUAGCUUGUUUCAAGCACAUUUCUUAAAACAAGCAAAAUUAUCUACUAAUAUAGUGAGAUAAUUUUACUUAACAAAAUUACUUAAAACAGGUUAAAAAUGUUUGGAAAUAAGUUGAAUAAUCAUAAAAUAUGCUUACCACAAUCUUAACAGGAGAAAUAUUGGACAUGUUGACUAGAUUUAAGAUAAUUUUACUUGACAAGAUACGAUUUUUUGCAGUGUACUGAAUGUGUUUGGAAAUGAUCUGGAUCGUGAGAAAUGGAAAAUGCAACUUCUAAGACCAAAAAUGAGAAAUAUUUAGACACAACAGUUCGCAUCAAAACUGAACACACCAUGCAGAAUAUCUACGUAAAGAUUUUUCGCUUCUUACAAAACAGCCAAUGGGUGGCAUUGUACAGGAUGCUUUCCACACGAAAGGAGAAAUGAGAGUUUCACCACCUCAUUCAGGAACUGCUCGGAUUUCUGUCACUCAGUUUGAGCUGUUUAUGGAGAAGCAGCUCCAGCCGUGAUGACCACGAAACAAAGAGACAGAAUGUCUUCAAGGGCAAAUACACAAGGGCAAAAAGUUAUAGUUACUGUGACACUUUUGUCAUAUUAACUGUUGCCAUGGCACUGCCAGAAACAAUGGUAAUUGGUCAGAGAGUUCAUGUUCACAGUGAAAAUUAGCAUAAAUCAAACAGAGGGUGAAUAAAAUAAUGUUGUAUUUUCGCCCUUCGAAAAAUCAGGUUUGAUGUGCAAGAUACCGCCAGUUAUACGCAUACUCAAAUGAAUUUGUCAUUCGGAUAAAUCACACUUAGGACUGAACACUAUAACUGAACUUUGGAGGUGUGGAAAAUAUCCCUUUCUUUGGAAAACUGACAGCAAGUCUCCUGAAAAGAACAGAAGCUGUAAUAAAGGGAAAGGACACACUAAAUACUGAAAAUGUUGAUAUUAUAUUACUUGUUAAGGCUUCUGUGUAAUUUUCUGUUAAAUAUUUUUCUGUUCCUUCCUUUCACCUGACACUUCCUGAUUAACUUGUACUUAAUAGCCUUUUUACUGGAAAUUAAAUACAGCAAAUUUGAAGCUACACCAGCUCAAGGGUGGUCCCUGACUUUAUGUUGUAUUAUAUUACUGACUUUAUAUUAUUAUACACCGAUCAGGCAUAACAUCAUGACUACCUCCUGGUUUCUACGCUCAUUGUCCAUUUUAUCAGCACCACUUACUAUAUAG
Colossoma macropomum (tambaqui) is the source of this 4604-nucleotide messenger RNA. It is a transcript of the gene anpepa, whose product is annotated as aminopeptidase Ey. The record is from RefSeq and is a predicted model, not a curated record. The transcript has 21 exons. Gene Ontology annotation, cellular component: cytoplasm. Gene Ontology annotation, molecular function: metalloaminopeptidase activity; peptide binding; zinc ion binding. Bases 359 to 3244 code for a protein of 961 amino acids. Gene Ontology annotation, biological process: peptide catabolic process; proteolysis. NCBI's taxonomy places the organism in Eukaryota, Metazoa, Chordata, Actinopteri, Characiformes, Serrasalmidae.